AUGACGACACACGCCCAACCUCCAUCGUCAUCAGCGCUCCCAGCGCAACAACAAUCAACCUCGCAAUCCACCUUUACCUUUCCACCACACUAUUCCUUCCCCCCCUUCUUCACCCUCCAGCCCGUCGCCUCCACCCGCUCCUCCCAACUCCAAUCCUGGUCCACACUUAUCCAAGCCUACUGCCGCCACCACCGCAUAUUCAGCCUCUCGCUCAUCGACGCCCUCCCCACCCCGCUCUUCACAAACGCCAAACUAGGCCGCUCGCUGUCCCUGCGCGAUGCAAAAGCUGUGCUGACAUGGAUGGCCAGCCCUGAGGGCGGCAACAGGGCAGAAUGGAUACCAACGGGGACGAACAAGAAGUCCAAGGGAGACGAGGGCGAGGGUGGCAAGGCGUGGAUCUACUGGCGGAGACCGGAGGAAUGGGCUGUUGCGCUUGAGGAGUGGGUGGAGAGGACGGGGCAGAAGGGUACGGUGCUCACGCUGUAUGAGAUUGUAGAGGGGGACGCGAGUUUGCGCGAGGAGUUUGCGGGCAUGGAUAUGGAGUUGUUGCAGAAGAGCUUGGGGGUUUGUGUGAAGAGAGGGAAGGCGCAGAUUUUUGGCGCAGAGGGCAGUGAGGGUGUGAAGUUAGACUCGGUCAAUGUAUCGUUUUUCAACAUCGACGAGUACAUCAUCAUGUUGGAUCAAGCGAAGCAACUCCAGAUCAACAGAAGGUGGUCUCAGCUCGGCAGAGGGGCACACGCGAUUGUGGAUACUGUGUUCAUGGCGGUCGAUCCGCACAUCAUCUUAGACCCCCGUGAAGUGUAG
This is a messenger RNA of Plenodomus lingam JN3, 804 nucleotides long. RefSeq lists its product as uncharacterized. Gene Ontology annotation, molecular function: structural molecule activity; protein homodimerization activity. Lineage: Eukaryota; Fungi; Ascomycota; Dothideomycetes; Pleosporales; Leptosphaeriaceae. Gene Ontology annotation, biological process: protein transport to vacuole involved in ubiquitin-dependent protein catabolic process via the multivesicular body sorting pathway. Gene Ontology annotation, cellular component: ESCRT II complex. The record is from RefSeq and is a predicted model, not a curated record.